AUGAAGAGACUCGCCCAACUCUCCAAAUCUUCACGUAAUGGUGUUCGCCAUUAUAGCACCUUGAAACAAAGAGGUGAAAAGAUGGAUGCCGAGUUAUCCGCAACAAGAACACCACUCGAGAGAAUGUUGCUUGGAAAGCAAACCAAGAAUGAUUUCGCCAAUUUGAACAUUAAAGAUCCAAAGGUAGUCGCUCAAUGGGUAAACAAGAGUGCCAGAGAGGGUCCAAAAUACUUGACAAAGGACGUCGAUCAAUUGGCUCCACCAGUUACAAUCACUGUCUCUGGAGCAUGUGGACAAAUUGCCAACAGCUUGUUGUUCAGAAUUGCUAACGGUGAAAUGUUGGGCGAAAAUCAACCAGUUAAAUUGAGAUUGUUGGAAAGACCCGAAGCAAUGAAGGCUCUUGAAGGAGUGAAAAUGGAAUUGGACGACGGAGCUUUCCCACUCUUGGAAGAAAUUUAUCUUACUGAUAGUGAAAAUGAUGCUUUCAGAGGUGCUGACUAUGCUAUUUUGCUCGGAGGUAAGCCAAGAGGACCUGGAAUGGAAAGAGCUGAUGUCAUGAAAGACAAUGCUGCAAUUUUUAAGGCUCAAGGUGAAGCUUUGAACAAGAAUGCCAACGGAGAUGUUUUGGUUUUGAUUGUUGCCAAUCCAGCCAAUACCAACGCAAUGAUUACAUCUGCCAACGCUCCAGAUAUUCCACCAGAAAAUAUCACUGCUAUGACAAGACUUGAUCAUGACAGAGGAUUGGCUCAAGUUGCAACAAAGCUUGGAUGUAAUAUUUCCGACAUUUCUCGAUUUGCUAUUUGGGGUAACCACUCUGCCACUCAAUAUCCAGAUCUUUCAUUCACAACCAUCAAAGGACAAUGGGGACUUAACGUGAUUAAUGACGAGCAAUGGAUCACAAAUGAAUUUAUUCCAAACGUUCAACAACGUGGUGCUGCUAUCAUUAAGGCCAGAGGAAAGUCAAGCGCUGCCUCUGCUGCUGAUGCUGCUAUUAAACACAUGCACGAUUGGGUUUUGGGAAAUAGCGAAUGGGUUUCUAUGGCUAUUCCAUCAAGAGGUCAAUAUGGUAUUCCAAGAGGUAUUUGGUGCUCAAUGCCAGUGCAAUGCUUUGGAGCAGGUAAAUAUGGAGUCAUUGAAGGCUUACCAAUCAACUCUUUCAGUGCUGACAGAAUUAAUGCUAGCGUAAAGGAACUUAUUGAAGAAAAGAAGAUUGUUGAAAAUUUAUUACCAAAUCCAGUUUACAGAUUAGUCGAAGUUGACAAGGUUAACGUUAUUAGCAAGUCAUACAUCUCAGAAAACAAGCAAUAA
Messenger RNA from Naegleria lovaniensis, 1308 nucleotides. RefSeq lists its product as uncharacterized. Gene Ontology annotation, molecular function: L-malate dehydrogenase (NAD+) activity. Bases 1 to 1308 code for a protein of 435 amino acids. NCBI's taxonomy places the organism in Eukaryota, Heterolobosea, Eutetramitea, Acrasida, Naegleriidae. The record is from RefSeq and is a predicted model, not a curated record. The transcript is spliced from 2 exons. Gene Ontology annotation, biological process: malate metabolic process; tricarboxylic acid cycle; oxaloacetate metabolic process.